ACCAUGAGAUUAAUCUAAUGGUCAAGAUUUGGAGAAGGAGAGACUUAGGGAAGGAGAGGAUGAAAUAGGGUUUUUUGACACCUCUAUCUAUGUGUGCGCAAUGGCGGGUGAUUCCAUUUGGCGCCAAAUUCCGCGUGUCCAUUUCCACUUGAUAGUGAUGCUGCCGAGAGAAACCUCUUAACUUGUACAAGAUUCUUCGAUUAGAUUUCAUGGCCACCCAAACUCUUCGUCAACCUAACUUCUCCGAGGAUGUAGCUUGGGUACCAAGUUGGCUUCAGAAUCUUAGAACAGAUGGAUUUAAUGAAUAUGUAAAGGAAUCUCAAGAUCCUUCAAACCAUGCAGAAAAGGAUCUGGCACCUUCUCCAGAAAAAGGUAUUAAUGUCAAAGACUUUAAUGUAUUAUCAAGGGAAGAAGGUGGAUACAAGAGUUGCCAUUUAUUCUUAUCUGGAGGUGAUAGUUCAUCUCUUAGUGUUGCUCCAUCUCCUGGAAAUGUGUUUCAGUUUAGUUUGCAUCUUUCUUCAGAUGUUGAUUCACUCUUUUGCCCAACCCAAGAUUUGUAUCAAUCUCAUCAUGCAGCUGCACCAAGUAAAGCUUUAACGUUGCAACCUGCUCAAACUUCCGUUGAUUUGAGAGAGAACAUGCAUUCCGUGAUGGGUGACCAUGCCUGUGAACAAGAUGUGAUGGCAGCAUACAUUCCAGAAACAACAAAAAAAGAUUCUUUAAAAUCUCCCGUUGAUACAAUUGGUUCUGUUAGACAACAGAAAGAAAAACCCAAAGUCGAAUGUUUCAAAAGUGAUGAUAUCAGCGUUGCAGUUGAACUUUCUAUUGCAGCAUCUGAGGCAUUGGUCAUUCAUGAUUUAGUGAAGACGGAGUCAGUAUCAGAAACAUUGAGUAGCGCUGUACUUGAAAUUGCACUUCGUGUGAAGCAGGCACGUCUUGAGGGGUCAGAAGAUGGCUUCCUUUCAUCAAGUGUGGAAUCUGACUGUAGUGAUUCUCUUUCUGAUUUAAAUGAUUUCCUUAUGGAAGAUGCCUAUGAAGAUAUAGGCUUAUCUGUUGGUGUUUUCUUUGAAGAAAAUGUUUGCAAGUCAGCUGAAUUUCAUGCAAAAGGUGUGUCCGGUGAUGAAAGUUAUAAUGGAGGAAGUAAUAAACAUGAUGAAAGAGAGAUUCCAUCUCAGCUUACCAAAUUUGAUGAUAAAUCUGAACAAAAGAAGUUAGAAGUUAACGUGGAAACGGAAGUGCAGCAAAAUACAGACUCGCCUCCACAUUCUUUAUGUGGUGAGAGGGUGAUGCAUUCUGAUGAUCCUGGUCUGGGUGCUAAUACUCCAAAACAUUUUGUGAACGAUUAUCCCACAGCUCAUCAAUACAAAGAGAAAAAUACCAACGAUUUAGCCCUCAACAAAACAGAUGGUUUGGCUAUGGCUGAUCUUACUUCAAUCAAGACACAAAAUAGUGUCAACUCUUCACCUUUUCAGGCUUCUGAAAAUUUCAAAGAAGAGAGAAAUGAGAACUGGGCAACUUACCUAGCUCCAGAAAGAUUUAGAAGCCGCUGGUUAGGGGGUUGGACAUGUAAGGAAUUAGAUUCAUCUUCAUUGAACCAGAACAAUGCAAAAAGGAUUCCAAAGUUUCAUGUCAAGGAGACAAGCUUUCUUUCAGAAUCUGCAGAUAUUGUUUCAAAUGAGAACUCAUGUCUACUGAAACAUGAUCCCAAGUGUGUCAGAGAGACAAGCUUUCUCACAGAAUCUGCAGAUAUUGUUCUAGAUGAGAGAUCACGUGUGCUGAAACAUGAUCCCAAGUGUGUCAGAGAGACGAGCUUUCUUACAGAAUCUGCAGAUAUUGUUCCAGAUGAGAGCUCAUGUGUGCUGAAGCAUGAUCCUAAGCGUGCCAUUAGUUCUCAGCUAAGUAUGCAUUGUGAAGGUUCACACAACAAACCUGAUGAGGGUGUGUUGCAUUCUCAAGAUAUGGUCGGAUGUUCUAGUCUAUCAUUGAUUGACCCCCUUUGUUCAGUUGUUCCAUGUAGCUUUGCUUCAGAACAUGACAAUUACGAAACUCAUAUUGGCAAAGAAAACGGUACCGAGUCUUUUCCCCCGUUAAUCUCUGACUUUGAGGUGGACAAUUGUGAAAAGAUCUCAGAUAAGAAUACUACAUUGGACUGUAGAGAUGAGAGAAUCAAAUCUACACUAGAUGGGAAAGAUACUCCAAUUACUGCAACAGAGAUGGUUGAACAAAUGUCUGACAAGUUAACCAGGGUCGAGCUUACUUCUCUUAAGACUUAUAGCAUGAUUUUACCAAACCAAGAUGUUAACCAAAACUGUAAUUUGACACCACAUCAAAGUAUUGGUGUUGCUGAUGCAUCUUUAGGCACAAGGGUUUCAGAGUCUCCCUCUGCAUCCAAGCAUGAAGAUGAAAACAGAAAUGAAGUGAAUCGUCGACAUUUGAUUGAUCAAAAGUCAAUUAUACAAAUAACUGAUGACAAGAGUGAUGAGUUAAAAGCCUCAGAACAGACACAAGAGAAGAGGUCACCUAUUAAUCUAAACCAUAGGACACGCCACCGCUUGCUGGGCCCUAAAACUGCUGUAAAUGUUAUCAGUAUAGAGAAAAAUAUAAACCAAUAUGGAGUACCGGAAACUUUUGUUCAGCAUCAAGAGAGCAAUACUCUUUGUAAGGUACAAGUUGAAUGCAAUAAAUUCCCUGAUGGACAUGUUAGAGUCAGAAAGCAAGUACAUUUCUCAGAUAAAGUGGAAGAGCUUCAUCAGAAAAGGAAAUUGUCAAAGUUGGAAUCUUCACAUAAAAGAGGUUCAUCUAUUAGAGCAAAAAGGCAACGGGUUUCUAAGUCAUUGACCACUUCUGCACCUCGUACAAAACAUUCUUUGACUUGCAGAAGUGCCGUGAGUGAAUUGAUAUUUCAAGGCAGAGAGUUCCUCCUCACUGGAUUAUCUAGUUACAAGGAAAGGGACCUGGAAGCACUUAUAAGGAAUUCUGGUGGGGUGAUUCUUUAUGAUAUUCCCUCUCCACCCAAUUCAAAGGGAAAAAGAAGUUCAACCUUAUCUUGCUCGCAGCUUCCUAUUAUUCUAUGUAAAAGAAAGCUGCAAAGCACUAAAUUCUUGUACGGUUGUGCUGUUGGUGCCUCAAUACUAAAAGUUGACUGGCUUACUGAUUGUCUUGCAUCUGGAACUAUUUUGCCACCUGAAAAAUACAUGAUUCUUCCAAAUCGAGAUGACAUGAAGUGGACCAGAAUCGGGAAGGCAAUUCAUCACAGAAACCAAAAUCAUAUAUUUGAAAGAGUAGGCAUUAUGCUUCAUGGGAAGCAUAGUUUUUGCACCAAAUUUGCAUGUAUCAUCAAGCAUGGAGGUGGACGGGCGUUCAAAACUCUUCAAUGGUUAGUUCGGAGCACCGAUGAAGAAAGGACUUUGAUGGGCGCCAUUGUAGUUGAAGAAAAGGCUACAAUAUCACGACACCUGAAGUCCUGUGCUUUGGAACGGGAUAUUCCUAUCAUGACUUCUAGCUGGAUAAUUAAAAGCUUAUAUUCAGGAAAUCUACUUCCAUUCACGGAAGAAAAGAAUAGCUUUUCACUGCCAUUUGUUCAAGUCCCUGAAGUUCCAAAUUCUUUUGAUAUGAGUGAAGAAAUAUAAUUUUUUAGCCAUUAAUUAAUGAUAACUAUGUAUUGUAAACAUUAUUUAUUUAGUUCACAUAACUGUAUGUUAUAUACUGUACUACUAGAUAUAGAUAUGUACAUUUUCAAAUUUCAACCAGACAAUUGAAAUAAUUUUUAUUUACAAUGUAUAAUAAUGAUAUUCAGUUCA
Trifolium pratense (red clover) is the source of this 3800-nucleotide messenger RNA. RefSeq lists its product as uncharacterized. Bases 210 to 3629 code for a protein of 1139 amino acids. The record is from RefSeq and is a predicted model, not a curated record. NCBI's taxonomy places the organism in Eukaryota, Viridiplantae, Streptophyta, Magnoliopsida, Fabales, Fabaceae. The transcript is spliced from 12 exons. Gene Ontology annotation, molecular function: histone binding. Gene Ontology annotation, biological process: positive regulation of transcription by RNA polymerase II; DNA damage checkpoint signaling. Gene Ontology annotation, cellular component: nucleus.